AUGGAACCUCCAAAGGACCAACACACGCCAGAGAAAUCUGCCUCCGAAGCUCCGGCGACAGUUUCCUCCGCUUAUCCUCCCUCUGGAUGCUGUACUAACUGCGGCGGACCAACGAUUUCUGAGCCGCCACCUCUAGCUUCGUUACCCGAGAUGUCACCGCCUCCGAACUAUCGCCCGAUCCGAGCUCCGGCUAUUAACCUUCCUCACAACUCUCAGGCGAUCAUUCUCUCUCCCGUUCCUCACGCCGAGCAAGUCCCUAUCGUCUCUCCGCCGUAUCAUUUCGAGUGUCCCGUCAAGAGAAUCCACUCCCCCGACGAUAUCCGCCGUUUCCAGGAAUCCCCCUCUUGUAAGAACUUCUUAGGAUUCGUAGUUUCUCUCUCGGAAUCGAUCUGCGGACACAAGGUAUCAGAUCCUUGCCAUGUCUCACCUACCGUCGCCGCCAUAGUGUCGAUCCUUGAGACCUUGUUGCAGUGGAUCGACGAGAUUCCUCCUGUUCAAAUGUCGUCUCGAUACGGUAACAUUUCUUUCCGGUCAUGGCACGAGCGUCUCGCAGAGAAAGGCGAGUCGCUUCUCCUUGGGUUUCUUCCCGAUGAGUUUAAAGGAUCUACUGUAGAAAUCGUUCCUUACUUCUUCGAUAGCUUUGGGAACGGAAGUAGGAUCGAUUACGGAACCGGACACGAGACGAAUUUCGCGGCGUGGCUUUAUUGCUUAGCGAGGAUGGGGAUCAUCAAGGAAGAGGAUUAUCAUGGUGUGGUUGCUAGGGUUUUUGUCAAGUAUUUGGAAUUGAUGCGAAAAUUGCAGAUGGUUUAUUGCUUAGAACCUGCUGGAUCUCAUGGAGUAUGGGGUCUUGAUGAUUACCAUUUCUUGCCUUUCAUAUUUGGGAGCUCUCAGUUGAUUGAUCACAAGUAUAUGAAACCGAAAUCGAUCCAUAACGAUGACAUUUUGGAGAAUUUCUCUAGUGAAUACAUGUACUUGUCUUGUAUUGCCUUUGUGAAGAAGGUGAAGAAGGGUUUGUUCGCUGAGCACUCGCCGUUGCUUGAUGAUAUAAGCGGUGUACCAAACUGGAAGAAAGUGAAUAGCGGUUUGCUCAAGAUGUAUAAAGUCGAAGUGCUCGAGAAAGUCCCCAUUAUGCAGCAUUUCCUCUUUGGCUGGCUCAUCAAAUGGUAUGAUUCUUCUUCUUUCCUUUUAUCUAGUUUUUAG
Molecule: messenger RNA, 1200 nt
Organism: Arabis nemorensis
Lineage: Eukaryota; Viridiplantae; Streptophyta; Magnoliopsida; Brassicales; Brassicaceae
Source: the annotation of a GenBank genome assembly